AUGCCUUCCAAAUCAAGAGGUUUAAGAACCUCUACGGGUUGCUUGACGUGCCGUCAGCGCCGGGUCAAGUGCGAUGAAGGCCGACCGAGUUGCCAGAAUUGCGAAAGGGUCACCCGCGAAUGUGUCUAUGCCGAGAAAUCAUCUGCACCUCGGCAACCCAGGGCUUUGAGUGCUCGCAAGCCAGAAGAAGGCUCGUCAACUGGUACCGAAUCGGUGCCGCCAGAUAGCGACCCAGAAGCGAGUUGUUCAAUAUCAGGGAGCACACUAAGUCCAAAGACUGUGGCUCCCAUCCAAUCAUGGAUACCAUUUCCCACCGGGCAAUCAGUGCUCUCUGAUAACAUAAUUCCCGACGAGGGAUUCCUUCUCAAUGAUAGCUUUUUUAGUUUCAGAGAUAGUUUGAUAACCACUUCUGGUCCCAAUGAAUGGUAUGACCGGCUAGCAGAAGACGCGAUCAUGUGCAUGCAGGAGGCACCUCGAGAAACCUUCUUCAGGAAUUUUGACUUCGCAACCCUGUCGAGAAGACAAUCCCCUCUACAGUCCAUUACCUUGGAACCCGGGGGUGGUCGUUUCAGCAAUAUGAAUAUCCAAUCAAUGAACAUCUCGACCCAGCCGUGGAAUACCCACACAAGGCUCGAACUGAACAGUGAAGAGAUGGUGUAUUUUUCACAUUAUGUGACUGUUGUAGCGCCGAUACUGGACCUGUUCGAUACCGAGAAGCACUUUGCCGAUGUUGUGCCACAUCUCGCUCUGCGCAAUGUCGGGUUGCUCAAGUCCAUCCUGGCAGUUGGCGCACGCCACAUGAGUCUCUACCCGGACCACAACAUUGGUAAUGAGUCCGCAUCGCAAGUACAUCAUCAACCAUCUAGAGCACGUCGUAGUGUGCCAACACCUAUGCGAAUGAUUGCUGAGCGGUUUUUCUUGGAGACACUACAGUACAUAUCGCAAAACUUGAUAUACCAGUCGUAUACAAGUUCUCUAGAAAUACUGACAACUGGUAUCAUGCUCUCGACAUGGGUGAUGUUUGGGGCAGGUACAAUUUAUGACCACAGCGAAUGGGAUCGCCAUCUAAGAGGAGCUUUUUGGAUCCAACAGAACACAGGCACGAGCGGAGAGUCUGCAAACGGAUUGCAGCGUGCAGUCUGGUGGGCAUGGCUACGACAAGAUGUAUGGGCAGCUUUCCGGACUGGGAGACCAGCACUUACUGUCCACCAACCGAUUACACCGAUGGCAGAACUUACAUUAGAGGGGCUGACGACACAUAUCGUAUACAUUGCUGCCAAAUGUGUACAAUAUGCGGCAACUUCCAAACAAGAUGAUAUCGCUGGCUAUAUCGAAGCUGGAGAAACCCUACUUCGGAUACUUGAUGCAUGGAAACAGCUUCUUCCACCAUCAUUCGAUCCUAUCCCUGUUGUAUCCUCACCUCAAGUAACGCCACCGCCCUCGUUGGGAAAAACUCAGAUCCAGCCCAUAUGGAUUCAUCCUCCAGCGCAUGCUGCUGCCAUUCAAACUUAUCAUUUUGCAAGGAUAGUCGUUCUACUUAAUCAACCUUCUACUGGCGGUCUCAAUACGUAUCAAACACGCUUCAAGCUCCUUCACGAAAGUACCUUGAUCAUAUGUGGAAUCGCAGUAGCAGAUCAAUCGCAAAAUCUGCCAUCAGCUUUUGUUAGCUUUCAAGCAUUAUAUGCAGCUGCGCUUUGUGCUGAGACAAAAGAAAGGCAAGACGAGAUACUAAAGAUUCUUAGAGAAGUCUUGAGCAUCGGCAUGUUCCCCUCGGUCUGUAUGUUGAAUGACCUGGCCAAUGUAUGGGACCGCAGCUCGAGCCAAUGA
Bipolaris victoriae FI3 is the source of this 1827-nucleotide messenger RNA. RefSeq lists its product as hypothetical. The coding region runs from base 1 to 1827 and encodes 608 amino acids. The record is from RefSeq and is a predicted model, not a curated record. Gene Ontology annotation, biological process: positive regulation of transcription by RNA polymerase II. The transcript is spliced from 4 exons. NCBI's taxonomy places the organism in Eukaryota, Fungi, Ascomycota, Dothideomycetes, Pleosporales, Pleosporaceae. Gene Ontology annotation, molecular function: DNA-binding transcription factor activity, RNA polymerase II-specific; zinc ion binding; transcription cis-regulatory region binding. Gene Ontology annotation, cellular component: nucleus.